Molecule: messenger RNA, 1595 nt
Organism: Siniperca chuatsi (mandarin fish)
Lineage: Eukaryota; Metazoa; Chordata; Actinopteri; Centrarchiformes; Sinipercidae
Product: solute carrier family 25 member 45
Exons: 7
Coding region: 176-1033 (285 amino acids)
Biological process (GO): transmembrane transport
Cellular component (GO): mitochondrion
Molecular function (GO): transmembrane transporter activity
Source: RefSeq, a predicted model, not a curated record
GUCAAACAGGAAAUGUUGUUUAAAUGUCGGGUUCUUUGACACUCCGGCCGCAGACCCAGAGAUCAUUCAUUAGCUAUGAUGCCGCAGGAAAACGGCUUUACAAAGGUUUACAUUGAGCAGGAGUGUUCUGGAGAUAUUCUGACAAUGAGGUUGUGAAAUUGUGUCAUGCCAAGUCAUGCCUUUUUUGGAAUUCAUAGCUGGGAGCAUUUCAGGUGCAGUGGGACUGGCAGUUGGACAUCCAUUGGACACCGUGAAGGUGCGCCUGCAGGCCCAGUCUGUGUAUAAAGGGAUAUUUCACUGUAUGACUAAAACAUACUCUCAUGAAGGGCUCCAUGGAUUCUUCAAGGGCAUGGCAUUUCCAGUGCUGACCACAGGCAUCACCAACUCAGUUGUCUUUGGCUCUUACAGUAAUGCUUUAGAUUACCUCACUCAGUCUCAGCGCAGUGACCGCAGUGAAGGAAAACCGGCCUCUGCCGCACAGGUCUUCACUGCCGGCUGCUUCUCAGGCCUGGUGCAGGUGUUUGUUUGUGCACCCAUUGACCUGGUGAAGGUGCGUCUGCAGGGUCAAACAACUGCUGACCGAUACCGUGGGCCCCUUCACUGUGUUGCUGUCAUCCUGAAGGAGGAGGGACCCAGGGGUCUGUUCAGAGGAGGGCUGGCCCUCGCCCUGAGGGACGUACCCUGCUAUGGACUCUACUUCUUGCCUUACGAGGUCACUCGAAAGGCUCUGUCCGAGAGCGGCAAACAGCCAGGUACGUUUGCAAUAUUGAUGGCAGGUGGCGUGGCGGGCGUGGUGACCUGGGCCUUUGCCACGCCCAUGGACGUAGUGAAAGCCCGGCUCCAGAUGUCGGGGGCCGGCGGCCGGGAGUACAGCGGGGUCCUUCACUGCAUGAGAGUGAGCGUCAGAGAGGAGGGAGUGAGGGUCUUUUUCAAAGGCCUCCUACUGAACAGCCUGAGGGCCUUCCCUGUCAAUGCCGUCACCUUCCUCACCUACGAGAGUCUGAUGAGGAUUUUCUGUCCACCGGCAAGAUGACCUUACUCUUGAAACCGAAUGGAUACACUCCUUGCUUUGCAAAAUGAAAUAUCUUCCCAUGGUGCUGAGAUUAUAAUAUACAUACACAAUCUAACUGCAGGUCAAGUAUUCUCAGGGUUACUAACAUUAUCGGUCUCAGUUUUAGACAGUUUUUUUUAAAGAUGAUGAGUAUUGAAAUACUGUUUGAAACUUUUUAAAGUCUGUGUGGAAUAGCUCAACUCUCAUUUAGCUAGCCUCCGAACACACUCGGACUGAAGAUAAUUGUUUGAUGAAAAUGUUCAAAUUCAGCUCCAACUGAGUCUCCUGUGACUUGAACCGCUUUGAUGGAGGACAUCAGGGUUAAGCUGCUCAUGUUUGCUGGAAAUCAAAUCUGUUUUACUUGACAAAUUGUACUUGACAAAUAGAAAUUGUACUUGAGGGCCACAUAUAAAUAAACUGUGUAUACGAAAAGUUAGAACAUUACUAUGCGUGGCCUUUGGCAUUCAAAAAUGGGUAAAGAUCGGAAAGUCUCCACGUUGGGAGGCUCAAUCAUUGUUAAUAAACAGUCUUUGUGUCAUUUUAA